Pichia kudriavzevii is the source of this 789-nucleotide messenger RNA. RefSeq lists its product as uncharacterized. The record is from RefSeq and is a predicted model, not a curated record. The transcript is spliced from 2 exons. Gene Ontology annotation, cellular component: cytosolic small ribosomal subunit; ribosome. Gene Ontology annotation, biological process: translation. NCBI's taxonomy places the organism in Eukaryota, Fungi, Ascomycota, Pichiomycetes, Pichiales, Pichiaceae. The coding region runs from base 1 to 789 and encodes 262 amino acids. Gene Ontology annotation, molecular function: RNA binding; structural constituent of ribosome.
AUGGCAAGAGGACCAAAGCACCACUUAAAGAGAUUAUCUGCUCCAAAGCACUGGAUGUUGGACAAGUUGUCUGGUGUUUACGCACCAAGACCAUCCACUGGUCCACACAAGUUAAGAGAAUCUUUACCAUUGAUUGUUUUCUUAAGAAACAGAUUAAAGUAUGCUCUUAACGGUAGAGAAGUCAAUGCUAUCUUGAUGCAAAGACACGUCAAGGUUGAUGGUAAGGUCAGAACCGACACCACCUACCCAGCAGGUUUCAUGGAUGUCAUCACUUUAGAUGCAACCAACGAACACUUCAGAUUAAUCUAUGACAUCAAGGGUAGAUUCGCAAUCCACAGAAUCACCCCAGAAGAAGCUGCAUACAAGUUAUGUAAGGUCAAGAAGGUCCAAUUAGGUAAGAAGGGUAUUCCUUAUGUUGUUACCCACGAUGGUAGAACCAUCAGAUACCCAGACCCAGCUAUUAAGGUUGGUGACUCUGUCAAGGUUGAAUUAGAAACAGGUAAGAUCUCUGAUAUUAUCUCUUUUGAAACCGGUAAGUUAGCUAUGGUUACUGGUGGUAGAUCCUUAGGUAGAGUUGGUGUUAUUACCCACAGGGAAAGACACGAAGGUGGUUUCGAUUUAGUCCACUUAAAGGAUGCUUUAGACAACACUUUCAUCACCAGAUUAUCUAACGUUUUCAUCAUUGGUAACGAAGCUAACAAGCCAUAUGUUUCUUUACCAAAGGGUAAGGGUAUCAAACUUUCUAUUGCUGAAGAAAGAGACAGAAGAAGAGCUCAACAAGGUUUAUAA